Messenger RNA from Dipodomys ordii (Ord's kangaroo rat), 4619 nucleotides. It is a transcript of the gene Cdk14, whose product is annotated as cyclin-dependent kinase 14. Gene Ontology annotation, molecular function: ATP binding; cyclin binding; cyclin-dependent protein serine/threonine kinase activity. The coding region runs from base 16 to 1287 and encodes 423 amino acids. Gene Ontology annotation, cellular component: nucleus; cytoplasm; cytosol. The transcript has 13 exons. Gene Ontology annotation, biological process: protein phosphorylation. Lineage: Eukaryota; Metazoa; Chordata; Mammalia; Rodentia; Heteromyidae. The record is from RefSeq and is a predicted model, not a curated record.
AUAUGUGUCACAAAGAUGUCUACACGGAACUGCCAGGGAAUGGACUCGGUGAUCAAACACCUGGAUACAAUUCCUGAGGAUAAAAAAGUCAGGGUUCAGAGGACACAGAGCACUUUUGACCCAUUUGAGAAACCAACUAAUCAAGUAAAAAGGGUGCAUUCUGAGAACAAUGCUUGCAUUAACUUCAAGUCCUCCUCUGCUGGCAAAGAGUCGCCUAAAGUUAGACGGCACUCCAGCCCCAGCUCGCCAACAAGUCCCAAGUUUGGCAAAGCUGACUCAUAUGAAAAACUGGAAAAACUAGGGGAAGGAUCUUAUGCUACAGUCUACAAAGGGAAAAGCAAGGUAAAUGGGAAAUUAGUAGCCCUGAAGGUGAUCAGGCUGCAAGAAGAAGAAGGUACACCUUUCACAGCAAUCAGGGAAGCUUCUCUACUAAAAGGACUAAAACAUGCUAACAUAGUGUUGCUUCAUGAUAUCAUCCAUACCAAGGAGACACUGACACUUGUCUUUGAAUAUGUGCACACUGAUUUAUGUCAGUACAUGGACAAGCACCCUGGGGGACUCCAUCCAGAUAAUGUGAAGUUGUUUUUAUUUCAGUUGCUGCGAGGACUGUCUUACAUCCACCAGCGUUAUAUUCUGCACAGAGACCUGAAACCACAAAACCUUCUGAUCAGCGACACGGGGGAGUUAAAGCUGGCAGAUUUCGGUCUUGCGAGAGCGAAAUCUGUCCCUAGUCACACAUACUCCAAUGAAGUGGUUACCUUGUGGUACAGACCUCCAGAUGUCCUACUGGGCUCCACAGAAUAUUCUACCUGCCUUGACAUGUGGGGAGUUGGUUGCAUCUUUGUUGAGAUGAUUCAAGGAGUUGCUGCUUUUCCAGGAAUGAAAGACAUUCAGGAUCAACUUGAACGAAUAUUUCUGGUUCUUGGAACACCAAAUGAAGAUACGUGGCCUGGAGUUCAUUCUUUACCACAUUUUAAGCCAGAACGUUUUACCCUGUACAGCUCUAAAAACCUUAGACAAGCAUGGAAUAAGCUCAGCUAUGUGAAUCAUGCAGAGGAUCUGGCCUCUAAGCUCCUCCAGUGUUCUCCAAAGAACAGACUAUCGGCACAGGCCGCCUUGAACCAUGAGUAUUUCAGUGACCUGCCCCCACGGCUUUGGGAACUGACUGAUAUGUCUUCUAUUUUUACCGUCCCAAAUGUGAGAUUGCAACCAGAAGCUGGAGAGAGCUUGCGUGCCUUUGGGAAAAACAAUAGUUAUGGCAAAAGUCUAUCAAACAGCAAGCACUGAGGAGCACAGAAUUCUCAAGAGAGCACAGGAUUAAGUUGUCAUCAUUCAGGAAAGAAACAAAACAUUAAUGAAGUGGCCAAUAAUGUGAAGGGAAUCAUGGAUUGGUUUCCCUGCGCUCCCUGUGGUGGAUUUCACUUACAAGAAAAUUGAAGCUGGCAAGACCCUGUUUUCUCUGCAAUUCAUUUAAAACCUUGCACGCAUUUGGAUACCUUGUGAUUUCCAAGAACUAUGUGAAGAUUAAGCUUUGCUUACUGAUACAUGGCAUGUAUUCUUUUCAGUCUUUUGUGUUUGAUUUUGUUUGAUUUCCCUCUGCAGCACAGUGUCUCUGUAAAGGUUUUUAUGUUUUCACCACCCAUGUCUUAAAUACAUUAAGACAACACAUUUGGUGUUCACACUUCUUCAGUAAUGUCUGUACUUGAAAGCCACACAGUGGCAAAAAAAAAAAAUAUGUGUUUUCUUUGAGAGCAGUGCAUAUUUUGUAACCACUAAGGAAGGACCUUUUUCACUGCAGCAAAACCCCUGUUCUCUGACUGACUUAGACAGCAGGGCCCCAGACUGUGGGGCCCACCUGUCGCUUACCUUUUGAAGAAUUUGCAAAAUGUGUUUUGUUUUGUUUGUUUCUUGGAAAUAACCACACAUUUGUAUAGGAUAGUGAAACUUGCUUAGCCUUUUCAAGCCACAAAUAACAUAACUGUCUUCAGAGCAGUUUGGAAAUGAAGAAAACACAUACUAAGCAUCAACAACAAAGACAGGGCUAUACCGAAUAGUUUUCAACCUCAAGAAAUAGAGGUAACUUUUUACAUUGGUUCUGCGUCUUGUCAACAUCUUUUUUUUUUUUUGCUAUCUCUACUCUGUUAACCCCUUGUAUUUUAUAUGGAGAAAAGAGUGAGGAACAGAAUAUUUAAAACUUGGGUAUAAAAGAUUCAGAUCAUAGUUCAGAGGAACUCUGAACACAGCCUUGGAUGAUUAAUACUUAAACGCAAAGGAUUAAUUUAUCCAGAGUGAAAGGUUUUCUCACUUACAACACACACCUUUGAUUAUACUUUUAGAAAACAUUCCAAGCUGAUUAGAAGAUAUCAUUGGGUACCUGACUUUAAACCAGUCUUCUGGAAUAACUGUUCAAAUGCAGGUUUUAGAAACAAUGCAGGAAUUUUGCUUUAAAGAUAGAAAUAGGAAAAAGGAGACCCCAGCUUCUCUUGUUUAAGGAUAUCAGGAGCCUGUGGCACUGCAGAAAAGGCACUGGUAUUGACCUUUUUGAUCUGGAGAGGGGCUGCCUGGUGGAGGCUGGCUCCCAGGGGAAAUUCUGGUGUUACUGGGGUCAAGAAGCAGUUUAAAGACUUCAUCUACUGCAUGCACAGUUCCCACAGAAAUACCUUUGUGUCCAUUGCUUCACAUUUUCCUAUUUGUUAGAAAGAAGGAGCAAUGACAAUUUUGAAAUAUGCCAUACACUUUUAGGAUCAAAACUAAGAAUUAUGAUCCAUCUCGACAAGGGCUUUCUGAGAGUCAGGUCUGGGGAAACUUCUCUAUGGUCAAACCCAUUACACAUAGAGAAGUGGACCCAGAAUACCUCUCUAUAAAAUGGUACUGUCUGUGGAGUGAAGUGAGGUGUGAGUGCAUAUUCCAGGUCAAAACCCAUCCUAACCAGAUGUCUUGUUCAUCAUGAACUCGUGAAUACUAAGCAAGGAAUUGUUUACUAGUUGGUUUUUAAAGGAAGCAAACAAAACCCAAUACUAGAAUGUUUACUCUUUACUACCCAGGGAUCUUUCUCAUUCCUCUUCCAGACAUUCCAAUCCAUGGAAGUCUUUAGAGCUAUUUUGAUUUAAAGUAUACUUAAAUUAGGAUUUCUUGAAGUAAACAUAUGAAAGAACUGUAUAUGUAAUCAGAAACGGCCUUUUCCCUGUUCCUUAUUUUGAACUGUUCACUUAUUUGGGGGAGAAGCGUAAUGCUUGUGUGUUAUAAGUUUAAAUCAAAGAGUUUGUUGAUUAAACCUUACCAUUUAAUAAGGCUUCUAAUUUGAAAUUAUUUAAGGUUGACAGACUUCAAUUAGGAAUGUGAGGGUGAUAAGAUCAUGCCCUUCUCGUAGACAACUUCUCUUGGGAAAUAAAACGUAGCAUAGGGAAUCAGUCUUAUGACAGAGACAUGCUCCCAGCAAGUUAAAAGGUUUUCAGAUCCCCAUCCUUGCCAACCACACAGGAAACCCAAAGUUUGGUUUGGCCCCUUCCUUUCCUCUCCUUUUUGCAAUCACAGACCCAUUCCUCCUCCCCCCGCACACACACACCCACACCUGCUUUUCACUCCUAGGCUCCCUGAGGGGAGUCAUGAAAAUCAAUACAGACUAUGUUCAUUAACAGAUUAAUUAUACUGGAAUGUAUCAGAAAAAGGGAAGCACUGGAAUGUUUGUGAGAUUAUUUUUGUAUGAAGGAGUCGCUUGAGGUCCACCAGCUGGUGAGAAUAGCAUGAACACCUUAGCCUGGUGACUGCAUUCACAUGACCUCACUGCACAGGAAGGAGAUACCAGGACUUCAUUUCCAUUUCAUUAAAGGACUGGUUUGAUUGAAAUGAUGUUCAAUGAAAAUACAGAGGGCAGAGAGCUGGGGUGGCUGUCUACCUAUGAUGCAUGGGUUAGAAGCUACUUCUCCCUUCCAAGAAUGAUCAGAGGACUUUGCAAAGGAGCCUCCAAGGCUUCACAGAGAUCAAGGCUCAGUAUCCUUCCUCGGUGUGUAUAGGACAGCCGAUAUAAUCAGCACCCUAGGUAUGCGUUCAUAUAAGAUUCUCAUCUGUGAAUAUUACUGGGUUUGUAAUCUUUGUUAUAUAAGAGGAUGUUUAGGCUGUACAUACUGGGGUAGAUUGUUGCCUGCCCCUUAUACAUAGGAAUAUGCUGCAUUACUGUGUGUAACGUCCAUCUCCUUUACUGGCUUGUAGGCAGAGGAAACUGUAUGUUACUGCCUCGCAAUUUUCUCAUACAUCAGAAUAAAACCUUUCAAAUCUCAAAUAAAAUAAGCAAUUACCUAUUGCCAUUCCCCUUCUCAUAGCAGCAUAUAUGAAAUCUACACUCUUUGUUUGGAAGUGGACUUUUCCCUUUUAUUGUCUUUUUUGUGUGUAUGAUGCACUGAGAUGUGUACUUUCUAAUGAGGUUGGUACCUACGAAAUGUGCUAGCAUCAUUCAGAAAACUAUUAUACUUCAAAAGGACACCUAGUAAGGAGAAUGGAAUACUAUGCGUUGCAUAUUUGUUACCACUUGUAAUUUGUCUGUAUUAUGAAGGAUGUAACGGUUUGUCAGCUGUCACUUGUUUUAUUGUAACAUGAUAUGGAAUAAAGUAUAGAAGAUUCUC